Molecule: messenger RNA, 4339 nt
Organism: Diprion similis
Lineage: Eukaryota; Metazoa; Arthropoda; Insecta; Hymenoptera; Diprionidae
Gene: fwd
Product: phosphatidylinositol 4-kinase beta
Exons: 12
Coding region: 581-3772 (1063 amino acids)
Biological process (GO): phosphatidylinositol phosphate biosynthetic process; phosphatidylinositol-mediated signaling
Cellular component (GO): membrane; cytoplasm
Molecular function (GO): 1-phosphatidylinositol 4-kinase activity
Source: RefSeq, a predicted model, not a curated record
UCGAGGUGUGUGGAUCCAACGCCGAGGCAGUCGAAUGUGUGUCGCCUAGCCUUUCGCGUUCGCGCAACUCUUUACUCUCUGCGUCAUUUUAUUCCUGUUUUUUAGUACUGUAUGUUCGUUGUAAAUUGUUGGUAGUGAGAUUGUCGUUAGAUAGUGUGGUAAGGACUGUAGUAGUAAUUAUCCUCGUCGAGUGUUCGUCUACGACCUCUGCGUCAACCGUUUUACCAUCGCGAGAGUUCACGGGAGAUAGCUUUGUGAAUUCAACACGGCAGUGACAGACAGCCAUUGGAAAGGAAGGAAGGAUCGCGCCAGCGGUCGUAUCUUGUCGUUGGUUUCGUUUUUGUGCCACUGUGUUUUUCUAACUAGUGAUUUUUUAAUUUGGUUCUUUUUUUUUUUUUUUUAAUUUUUUUUUUUCUGUUAUCAACCGCACGGAUACUCGUUCUUCACAUUUUAUUAUACUACGCUCGGGAUGAUGCUCUCCUGAUUAUCGACGGACAAACUUGCUCUCGAUAAACAAGGCAUAGCGGCAAAAUGAGCUUUAGAUGACUGUUGGCUGAGCCGUUGCUCGUCAUAUGUUAGCAUGAGCGAAAUAGCUGCUGUAACUGGAUCCAAUGGUGGUUUGACCCGCCUGGAAACUGUGACGCAUGUCAAAAGGCAAAAAUUAACUGGUUACAAUGUUCCUCCCGUACACGGCAGGCCUAACCCACCGAUUAGCGUGCGAAACAGACUCAGUACGCACCAAAGGAACCUCAGCCUUGACUUCAGAUCCAUGGGAAUCCUUUUGCCGCCGGUACCUCAGGCCACAUCGGCGACACUAACGAUGCAUCAUAGAAAUCGUAGUCUGGAUUCGGCUCUUCAAAGAAUUCCAGAAGUAGACGUAACUCCGAGUCCCGAGUGCGAGGCAAAUCCUACACCGUCGACGAUAGUCGUUCCGUCGAUAAAGGGGCACAACAGAGAGCGCGAAGACCUUGCAAGUCUCGGGUCUGACGACUCGGGUAUUUUGUGCGGUUCGGAAAGCGGAGCCAGUGAUACGGCUAAUGCAACAACGAGGGAAUCCAGCGUUGAACAUUUGCACAGUAGAGAGAGUUUGGACUCUACUCGUUCGCAAGCUGGCGAUUUGGACAGUAUCGACGUUGUGGAUGGGGAAAUGAGUGCUGUGUCAAAUUCUUGUGUCGAACUAGUUUUAGAACUUUAUAACGGUCAGGAAGAGGAGGAAGACGACGAUGUUGUGGACAGUUUUGGCGACAGUGAACCCAAAAAUUUGAACUCCAAAGAUGUUAAAGACCGUCGGCAGGGAGAUUUUACUUCCAAAGAAUUAUGCUGCGGUGAUUGUUCCUCCAAAGACUCUGUGAAAAAUAAUGAUAGUGGUCAAGUUGUAUGCAGCCAUACCCUCCAUGUUAAUGCUUUGCAAAAUGAUCUGGCUGAUGCUGCGAUCACUUUGUGCUGCGGCACAGGUCAACCAGAGACUAAAUUGGUCAAGAGACAGCUUGACGUCUGUAGGCAAGAGACCUUAGCACAACCAAAAUCUUCUAAAGGAUGCUUGCUGAGGUUAUUCGAAAGCCAAGUGUUUGACAUGUCCAUGGCCAUUUCUUAUCUCUUCAAUUCCAAGGAACCUGGAGUGCAGAGCUACUUGGGUAACAAAUUGUUCAGUUUCCCUGACAACGAGGUGGAUUUUUAUUUACCGCAGCUCGUUUCAAUGUAUAUACAAAUGCACGAUGUUGCAGAAGUUAUCCACCCAUAUCUUAUCCAUAGGUGUAGAAGGUCAGCAGACUUUUCGUUGAAGUGUGCGUGGCUGCUGGAUGCGUAUAGCUCGGAUGCUCAUCUUCCCUCCAAAAAGAAGUCUCACGGAACAAAAUUGAAGAAUCUUAUUCUGUCAGACGAGCUCAGGCCAAAAGAAAACGAAGUCAGUCGGCGACCGCGCGUUUCUGGUCAACAUGUUCCUUUACCACCGCCCCUGCCAUCCAUACAAUUUGUCACAUCACCAAAUAAAAAAACCCAUCAAAGAUCACAGUCCGAUGCUACUGGACUUUUCCAAGCUCUUCGUCGCAGUCAUUCCGGGUUAAUAAACAAAGUGAGCUUGGGAGACCUGAGUUCUGGACGAGCAUUCGAUAACGGUUGUACCUGUUUUGAUUCGUGUCAGGGUAUAGUGAACGACUUGCGUGGUCAGAAAACUGAUUGCUUCUGUGGCGCACCUCGACUAGCUCCGGAGUACGAAUUUAUCCAGUCACUUAUCUCAAUCGGGAAAUUACUGGGUACUAUUCCGACCAAAGAAGGGAAAAUCGUACAACUGGCUGCAGAGUUGAAUGCCAUUAACCUGAAUCUUCCUGCACGUGUGUGGAUACCUCUAUACAGUUCUGUACCGCAUCACAUUGUUAGAGUGCCAUCACAGUCUGCAGCUAUUUUAAACAGCAAGGACAGGGCUCCUUAUAUCAUCUACGUGGAAGUGUUGGAGGUUGAAGAUAUCCAUACUUCACCAGUACCCCCAAAAAUUAUGGGCAGUUCUUUAAGACAUACAAAAUCCGAGGAAAAUCUCACCGCUGAUGAACAGACAAAUGUUACAAAUUCCACGAAUAUAACAUCUGCAGAAGCUCAAACAUCCACUUUGGCAACGUUAAGACAAGCUGGAGGCGAUGUAAACAACACAACUGCUCAGACGAGCGUUAAUGCAACAUUCAAUUCCACUGAAGAUGAUCCUAAUGAUUGCUGGAGUCAGGAGGAUGAAGAAAUAUCAGAACAGUAUUUACAACUGCGAAAGCCAGUGGAUAGAGAUACUAUAUCGCAGCUGAGUCAAGAAUCGUCUGAUAGUCGUGAGCCAAAUUUUAUUCCGGGAGAUAUAAAAAGGCGUUUAUCUCAGAUGGCUUCUACCCCAAGUUCGACAUUCAACUAUGACCGCGAAGACCCUUCAGCAGCAGCUCUUAAAGAACCCUGGGAUCUGAAACAGCGACGUAUCAGGGCUACUAGCCCUUACGGCCACUUUGCAUCUUGGCAGCUACUCGCCGUUAUAGUGAAAUACGGGGACGAUUUUCGACAAGAACUUCUUGCCUCGCAAUUAUUAUCCAUGCUCCAAAAAAUCUGGCAGGAAGAACAUGUCCCAUUGUGGGUCAGGCCAUACAAUAUACUUUGUCUAUCCAAUGAUAGCGGUUUUAUAGAGCCCAUUCUGAACACAGUCUCUGUUCAUCAAGUAAAGAAACAUUGCCAACUGACAUUGCUGCAGUACUUUGAACGAGAAUUCGGACCUCGUACUUCGGAAGGCUUCCUCACGGCCCAACGAAAUUUUGUUGAAAGCUGUGCCGCGUAUUGUCUCGUUAGUUAUCUGAUACAAGUCAAAGAUCGUCACAACGGAAAUAUUCUUCUACAUAGCGAUGGUCAUCUUAUUCAUAUUGACUUUGGCUUCAUGCUUUCCGCAUCACCUCGCAACAUCGGUUUUGAAACUUCCCCAUUCAAGCUCACUCCCGAGUUUGUCGAAGUCAUGGGUGGCGACAGGUCGGACAUGUUCAACUACUUCAAAAUCCUUAUCCUUCAAGGUUUGGUUGCAGCUCGCAAACAUAUGGACAAGAUUCUCAGUCUGGUUGAGAUCAUGAGAUCUGGUUCUCAACUCCCGUGUUUCCGUAGCGGUGCAGCAACUGUACAGGGAUUAAAAAAUCGAUUUCACUUGAGUUUGACCGAAGAUCAGCUGCGACGACAUGUGGAAGAUCUUGUUAAAGGUAGCAUCGGUUCGUGGUCAACGAAAUUGUACGAUCAUUUCCAGUACUUCACUAACGGAACACUUUAAUUAGCAGAUUGAAUUUUAACCACUGUGCGUGUGUGUGUGUACGGAUCAUUGUGUUAUUUUUACGUUUUCAAAUCGCGUACACAACGUGUCAUACAAUCACCAAAAAUUGAAUUGAGAAGAUUAAAAUUUGCAUAGAAAUCUGAUAAACGGACAACCUUUGAUUGUUUGUACGAAGAUAAAUGCGAAUCUUUAUAAGAAAAGAAAAAAAAAAAUAUAAAAAAAUAAAUACAACGUGAUUACAAGCGACGAAAACACUCGAGUGACACCACAAAUUACAAUUAUAAAAAGGUAGCUAUACUAUAGUGCCGAUUUUUUAGACGGAUACUUACACGUUGGACCUAUAGAUCCGUUUUUUACGACAGAGUAAUUUGUUGGAGGUGCCUUAAUAUGUAGAAAUGGUGAAAAAUUGGUCAAAUUUAGUGCAGUGAUGAUAUUGACUGUAGUGAUUUUAUAUGAUUGCUGGAAACGUCAGCAAGAAAAUCCUAUAAUUUGUAAAUACAAUAUGAGAGUGAAUACUUGUUGGGUCAUAUUUAGAUCUCGGCAAUAAAUAACAUUACCGUAACGUUA